Messenger RNA from Rotaria sp. Silwood1, 4169 nucleotides. The record is from the annotation of a GenBank genome assembly. NCBI's taxonomy places the organism in Eukaryota, Metazoa, Rotifera, Eurotatoria, Philodinida, Philodinidae.
AUGGGAGACGUUAUCAAUUGUACAAGAUUUUUUUCUCGAGCUAAUGAUUUGGUCCCAUUACCAGAAGAACCAGUCGACAUUCCUCGAAUUCCUCUCAUUUCGCUUGCAUAUCGUGUUGGAAACGUUUUAGGUAUAUUUGGUGAGAAAAUAACUGAACAACACAUGAUGAAUGCUCUUCAACAAACAAUUCGUCAAUGGAGAGAACAAGGAAUACUGGUUGAUCUGCAUGAUUUUACAUCGUGUCCAAAACUAGAUGUAUUUCCAGCCAAAUUUGUCAUCUUUCUGGAAUUGAUUGACGAUCAAGGGUACAAAAUUGAUGCACAACAACUUCGAAUUCUUCAGAAUACCGCCAGUGCAGAAGUCGAUCAACAACUUUGCAAAGCGAACCAAGGUUAUACAAAUGGUCGAAGUGCAACAAGGCUUGAUUCCCUUGAUUGUAUUUUUGUUCGAACUGGAACAUUCUCAACAUUCGUAACCAAAUUCUUGAUGACCGAUCGCACCAGUUCUGUGCAAAUCAAACCUCAUCGAAUACUGAAGAAUGAGGAUCAUAUUCGAUUCUUUUAUGACAAUCAAAUUGAUAUAUCAUCGUCGUAAUUAUCAUGUGUUUUUUUGUAAUGAGGGUGACCAUCGAAAUAAUACUCAUUUGACAUCCUAUCUAUUUAGUUUUUUGGUUUUAUUAGUGCCUUUUUUUAAUUAAUAAACAUAUGCUUAAUCGUCACUCUAAUUUCAUCAAAAUGAAAGAAUUCAUUGUAAUGUGGGUGCGGGUAUGGGUGUGAGCAUGACAGAAUAAAACGGCCACACCCACACCCACACCCGCACCCACAGAUCCUUAAGGACUAUCUUAUGGGUAUUCCUAUAUAGUAGACCUUGAGGGCCUAUACAUCCACCCAUGUUAUAACAUCUAGAAUAACUUUAAGUUAAGUUCAUUUGAAAAGAAAUAUUUGAAAAAGCUCAGCUUGUUUAAAAGAGCUGUUCGAACAGUUCUCUAGUUCAUUUGAAUGAAGUUCGACAACGUGAGCCGGUUGACCCAUAUUGCUUACUACUCUCCAGGAUGAUUUUGUAGACAGUUUGGUCAAAACCAAUCUGUCGUCCAUAAUCUUUUACGCUUUGAAGUGUACAUAACACUCAGAUUUAAAUCCGAGAUUUCCACAUUUAUUCUUAUCUAUUAUCAGCAAUGCGAUCGACCACCAUAUGCUAUAGACUCUUAUUGAAGAAUACUUUCGAUAUUUUACUCUAUUCAUUCUUUAGUUGAAAAUUGAACCAUAUUUACUAUCAUCAUCCUCGUCCUUCUAGUGCGUUCGUCUUUUAGCAUCCAAUCUAACCUAGAUAUGUAGUUGAGAAAAGAUUAUAUAUUAGUAUUUAUUUUAUUUUAUCGUCUGUUAAACUGUUCGCUAUUAAUCGUCAGAAUUUAUUAUUUUCAGUUUUAAUGAUGUGUUCUUUUGUUUCAUGAAGAUUUUUUUUACUUAUGCAUGAAAAUCAAAAAAUUCAUAAGUUUUGAAAGAGGUAUCAUAGGUUCACAAUUUGUUCAUACUUUCUAUUGAAGUCUUUUUCUCCUAUUAAUCGAAAUAGCAGUUUUGAAAAUAAAGACAUUCAGUUUCAUAAAGUUCUUUCAUCAGAGAAAGUCGUAUUUGUGAUAAAAAAAACAGCUUCUAAACUUAGUAAAACUAGUAGAGUUACUAAUUAGUUAUGUAAGAUAUCUUCUCGAAUUAGGAAAAAAUUAUUUUGAUACUUACAUAUGUUAAGAUUUUAAACUACAAGUAUCUCUAAAUGUUCUUUUGUGCUGUUAUAUAGAAGAUUUUGACACAUUUUCGAGCUGAGAAAUUCUCCUAUUGAUUUUAAAUUAAGCAAAUUACCUUCUCCCAAUAAUACACAUGUAGAAAAGUAUUCAUUUCUACUUGCAUUGUUCAUGUAUAACUGUUCAGAUGUGAAUAUCAUUGUAUAGAAAAAUGGUUCAAUUGAUCGUUUUUCAUAUGCAUUUCAAAAUUGAAACUUAAUGGUAGUGAUCUUAUAUUCUUGACUUAUGAUUUUUUAUUCUUCAUAUUAUUUGAAUAUAUCGAAUUUUGGGAUUGUUUAUGGUGUAUUCCAGUAAUAAAAGAUGAAUAUUUAUCACCGUGACUUCUACAUGCUGGAAAAAUCUAAUUAGAAACUGAUGCGAUUUCUUUUUAGUAAUUCAUGUCGUUUCUCUUAUGCCAAUGAUUAAAACUGCAUACUAAUUCAUUGUACAUCGACUGAGUAUAUAUAUAGAUUAAUUGUGAAAAACAGGUAAAAUACACUCUGUUACCAGUCAAGUCAUCGAAGAUUAACUUAGUUUUAGAUGUAUACAGCUAUAAAAAUCAAUCAGUUACUUUUGAAUCUUUCAUGUUUGAUCAAAUAUUGAGGAAAAAAGAACUUAAUCUUUAUUUGGCGAUAAUUAUCAGAAUGAGACAUCUAGUUUUAUAGAAAUCUAUUUUAGCUAGGGUAUGGGUGUAACAAGAACCACGCCUCGCACUCACUCACAUCCUCAAAUCGAUGACAAACUGUAAUCUGAUGUCAUCAUGAGACUCAUCACAACCAAUCGUCCUAUUUGGACUACUUUCCAAUGUCUAUAGGGUAUUAGGCCAAUUUCUUGUUUGUCAAAGAUAGAAGCAUAUCUUCUAAACUAUUUACGUUAAAAAUCGAUCAUUCGAUACAUGGCAAUCGUCGAUUUCGUCAUCAUUUUAAAAGUGACAAUGGAUCAUGAAAGAACAGAAACCAUAUUUAAAACAUAAAAACGAAAAUUUUCUUUCAAGAAUACCUUAGUAUGCAUCCAUUCUUUUUAUCAUUUGUAAGUGAAACUUGAUGACUAGAUAGAGAAACAAUCGAUACAUUCUGCGAUAUACAAUAGGUCGAAGAAGAACAUACAAAGAAGUAUUGAAAACAUUAGAUGUUUUCUUUAUUUUGAUGACUAAUUCGAAAUAUCAGAAAAUCCUUGAUAAUUAUUUUGCUAAGUAAUAUCUGGUUGUUUAGACUCAACUAUUAUUCAUUUUAAUCAGUGGAAGUAGUAUAGUGCACAAAAAUGGAUACCUUUCGGUUUUGAGCAAAAUCAACAAGAUUAUGAAGAAAACAAAGAGAUAAAAUAUCACUUGAAUUUCAAAGAUAUUAAUUCAAUCGCAAUGGACAUCUAUUGUAAAUGCAGCUGACACAUUAUAACAAACAUGAAUGUUCAUGGGCUAUGGUUUCUAGUUUAGUUCAUGCUCUAUUUUAGUUUAUUAGUGAUCACUAAUUGAUUUGUAAAGUUGAGAUCAGGGUGUGGGUGUGGGUGUGGGUCUGAGUGUGAGGUGUGGCUGUGGCUGUGGAUGUGGAUGUGGGUGUGGGUGGUGUGGCUGUGGGUGGGUGUGGGUGGGUAUGGGAGGGUGUGGGUGUGGGUAUCAAAGAAAACACGACUGACACCUAGACCCCACAUCCACUCCCACGCCCACGCCCACCCACACCCACAUCCACACCCACACCCACACACCCACACCCACCCACACACCCACACACACCCACACCCACACCCACACCCACACCCACACCCACACCCACACCCACCCACACCCACACCCUAUAAUAUAUUACAAAAGUAAUAAUACUUUGAACUUGACACACGUAUGUCUUCAUCGAACGAAAAAGCACAAUUUAUUAUCGAUUUACAGCAAACGUCAUAAGUGGGCACGAUUGAAACAACGAGGACGACAGAAGAGUUAUUUGGUUAUAUUUUAUUGAUGAAAUCCACAUUAUAUGUGCAUCAUCUUGAUAAUUAAUAUCAUCGCUUUUUCUUUCUAUUAACAAUGCUACCCUAUUUUCCAUAGAAUCGCCUAAUUUUUGAGCAAAUUCAAUAGCAAAGUUUUUCCAUUCUUUUCUUUAUUCUUCCAAUGAAAUAAUUAAUCGAUAUACACGGUUCUUUGUUUAUUCUGAGCUACAUUAAUGCCUACGCAUUUGGGGUGUGGGUGUGGGUGGGUGUGGGGUGGCUGGGUGUGGGUGUGAAUGUAGGUGUGAGUGUGGUGUGGGUGUGGGUGUGGUGUGGGUGUGGGUGUGGGUGUGGGUGUGGGUGUGGUGUGGGUGUGGGAUGUGGGUGGGUGUGGGAUGUGAGUGUGUGUAUGGGUGUGAAUUUAGAGAGGAGUUACACCCACCCACACCCACACCCACACCCACACCCACACCCACACCCA